Bufo bufo (common toad) is the source of this 1443-nucleotide messenger RNA. RefSeq names its product cytotoxic and regulatory T cell molecule (gene CRTAM). Gene Ontology annotation, cellular component: plasma membrane. The transcript has 13 exons. Bases 37 to 1359 code for a protein of 440 amino acids. The record is from RefSeq and is a predicted model, not a curated record. NCBI's taxonomy places the organism in Eukaryota, Metazoa, Chordata, Amphibia, Anura, Bufonidae. Gene Ontology annotation, molecular function: signaling receptor binding. Gene Ontology annotation, biological process: cell recognition; positive regulation of natural killer cell mediated cytotoxicity directed against tumor cell target; detection of tumor cell.
GAAGCAGCACAAGGGAGAAGCACUCAGUCUGGACUGAUGAUUGUGGCGGCAGCUCUCUAUGUCCUGCUAACACUGAUCAACGUGAAAGCUGAAUUUCACACUUCACGCCUGUCUGUGGAGGAAGGAAAAGCCGUCACCUUGAGAUGUGCGUUUCCGGGGGGCAAUGGUUCAGGCAUACAGUGGGUGACCCCGAGGGGCUAUACCAGUUACUUUAAUGGGGAGAAAGUUUUAAAAGACAGAAGAUACCAGUUACUACAAUCCUCAGGGAAUAAGCUGAUUAUCCGUCUGUCCAAUGUAACGAGGGCGGAUGAGGGGGUGUACUCCUGCCUGUAUUACAGCUCCCCCAUGCAGACCAAGAAAGUCCGGGUCUCAGUGUUGGCUGUGCCAUCUCCACCUUCCUUAAAAGUCAUCAGAAUCCCUGGGAAAGGCCUGAAGGAGAAAUAUAAUCUUACCUGCAUGACAUCAGGCAGCCACCCCUGCCCGAAACUCACCUGGCUGAUCGACGACCACACAGAAGUGUUUGGUCAUCAAAAUCUCAAGCUGCAGACUGAUGGCCGGUGCACAGCGAUCAGCACCUUCAGGGUCAGUAUGGCGUCACAUACAUCGAGGGCCAGGUGUGUAGUGAGGCACAGGACGCUGAUUCCAGGAAAUCUCACAGCAUCCUACAGCUUCCAUACAUUAUCAACAGUCACAGAAUCACAGAUCAAUGAAAACACCCAUCACCAUCCAUCAGGUGCUGUAAUAUCGACUACAUCUGUAGAGGAAUACACAACACACAAUGUGAAGACAUCAGGAAUAAAGAGGGAAGAUGAAACAAGAGUACAAGUAACGUCCUCAUCAAUUCUUGAUACAACUGAUGUAAUCCUGACAAGUGCGAGCAAUGAAGAAGUGUCAUCGACUGGAAACCUUACAGCUGCUGAAAACACAGAGGAGAACACAACGGACAGAGUCAAUGGAAGUGUAACUGCAGAAAUUGUGACACUUACUUCAUUCCCUGAGGAAAACUCCUCGCUGGUUAUUGAUGUCACCAUAACAGGAAUUUCUAAUAACGUCACAGACUAUGAUAUGGAAUCUUUCAAGAGGGAAUCUUACCGCUCCCUCAUCCUGGCACUAGUAUCUGUCAUGCUUUUCGUGUUCCUGGUCAUUGUGUAUCUGUUCGUCCUAAAGCUGAGAAAAGCCCAUUACUCCUGGAAGAAAGAAAAUGAGACAUCGGAUCAGACACUGGAGAGCACGAAAUCCCGGUCUAAUAAUGAGGAGACAACCGCCCCUGCUGCGCCAGGUCAGGACCGGGUUCUGGUUACUGUGAAUGCCAACCACAAAGUCCCCGGAAUCCAGUACAACAGCCAGGUGCCUCUGUGAGGCCGCCAGGACCCUGCACCCCCGCCUCUAUUCUGUACAGUUACGGUCUAUGUCUUCUAUAUGUUACGUAAUGAUAAUAAAGUA